Molecule: messenger RNA, 789 nt
Organism: Musa acuminata AAA Group (dessert banana)
Lineage: Eukaryota; Viridiplantae; Streptophyta; Magnoliopsida; Zingiberales; Musaceae
Product: universal stress protein PHOS34-like
Exons: 3
Coding region: 5-685 (226 amino acids)
Source: RefSeq, a predicted model, not a curated record
AGCGAUGGGCAGAAGCAGCACCAGGCUGCCGAGCUUCUGCCUCAACCGCAUGUCCCCUGGUGUCAGGGUCAGAUCUCCGCCGCUCGAACCGAAGCCGCCGCCGUCUCCCGAGUCCGGUCAACUCCACCACCACGGGAACGCGAAGCAGCCCGGAGACGGAGCUGAGGAAGAAGCCCUACUCGGCCGAAGGAUCAUGAUAGUGGUGGACUCCAGCCCGGAGUCGAAGACCGCUUUGCGGUGGGCGCUCUCGCACUCGGUGCAGAGCAACGACAGCAUCGUCCUCGUCGACGUUGUCAGGCCACCCAAGCAUGGUGAGCAAUCUGGGAAGGAGAGGGAUCCAAAGAUCUACGAGCUUCUGCAUUCCAUGAGAAGCGUUUGCCAUGCGAGAAAACCCGAGGUCCAAGUGGAGCUGUCUCUGGUGGAGGCGACGGAGCGAGGUCCGGCGAUCGUGGAAGAGGCCAGGAAGCAGGACGCGUCGCUCCUCAUCAUGGGGCAGAAGAAGCGGUCCCUGACAUGGAGACUGGUCAUGAUGUGGGCUGGCCGCAAGGUGGGAGGCAGCGUGGCGGACUUCUGCGUCCAGAACGCGACGUGCAUGGCGAUGGCGGUGAGAAGGAAGAGCAGGAGAGGCGGCGGCGGAUACUUGAUCACCACCAAGCGUCACAAAGAUUUCUGGCUCUUAGCCUAAGCCUGCUGUAUCAUUCAUUGCUCUGCUUCCCGUGGUGUAUGUAUGUAAAGAAUGGAAGACGAAGUGUAGAAUCCAUGGCCUUGUUGUUCCUCGUUGCCGCUGCU